Messenger RNA from Oncorhynchus masou masou (cherry salmon), 1678 nucleotides. RefSeq names its product actin-binding Rho-activating protein-like. Bases 265 to 762 code for a protein of 165 amino acids. NCBI's taxonomy places the organism in Eukaryota, Metazoa, Chordata, Actinopteri, Salmoniformes, Salmonidae. Gene Ontology annotation, cellular component: sarcomere. The record is from RefSeq and is a predicted model, not a curated record. Gene Ontology annotation, molecular function: actin binding. Gene Ontology annotation, biological process: positive regulation of Rho protein signal transduction; positive regulation of transcription by RNA polymerase II. The transcript is spliced from 2 exons.
GAUACAAUGUUGCUAACAGACACACGUUCCUCAGGCUACAUCAGUGUUCGUGACAAGAAGUGUUAAGGUACCAAAAAUCAAAUAUCAGGACCAAUGUCAGCUAUUCAUAACGGGUCGACACGGACAGAAGAAGAAAAUCUCGGAAUAAUCAAUACAUCGACUUUGACAUUGUAGCAGUGACACUUGUCAAUUUACCGUAUAAAAUGAACUAUGCCUAAAAGUGGACAGAUCACUUAAUAUGUACAAGACAUCUGAGACACCACCAUGGAGAACAAUGAUGACAGGACAGUGUGUGUGACAUCAGUGAAAGGGUUAAAGGACAACUGGCAGAGAUGGUCCAACGAGCACCAGGAGUACCAGAAAGACAACCCCUUCAGUAACGACCGGGGGGCUAUGGUGAGUGCGACUGCCCAGCAGCAGAGGCUCCAGCGGGACCAGGAUGGCUACGGGAGGCCCCUGGAGGGCUCCUUGACAGAGCAGAGGGGCCAGGAUGCCCACAUCCACAUUAGCCGGGAGGUGGAGGAGCUCUGCCAGGUGAUCAGGGACAUAGGGGAAAGCUGUGGGGACGGAGGUAGGGAGGAGAGACCUAUGGUGACGGUGGAGUUUGGGAAGCUGUUUGAGCACUAUGUGAACAUCUCCAACAAGGUGGUGGGGAUCCUGCUGAGGGCCAGAAAACAAGGCCUGGUCAGCUUUGAAGGGGAGAUGCUGUGGCAGGGGCAGGAUGACAGGGUCCUCAUCACACUGCUACAGUCACCAGGAUGAGAUGACAGGGUCGUCUCUAUGCUGCUUCAGUGACCAGGUUGAUGCAGCUGACGGACAAGGCGGUAGCCAAGGCCCUGUCCAGAAACAUCCCCUAGCCCUUAGGCACUCAUGUACAGUAGUUGUGAAAGGAUUGACUAGGUCUAAGCAAUAUGAUAAAUUACAUUAGGUAGCAAGGUGCAGCUACAACACCUAUCAAUUCUUUCAGAUUUACACCUGCAGCUAGUAGGGGUAGUUGUUUCUGGACAGGCCCCAAGAGAACCAACCUGUGGCAGCAGUGACAUGCAAUAUGGUGCUGUAGGAUGAACCUGAGCCUAUUGGCCUGAAUGGACCUUGCGUUGCAUUCCCAGUUACACAGCUACACUGUAAUCUACAUAGCGUUUACAAUGUUCCUUAGCAACCUUUGUAAUUAGACACAGAGGAAAGGUGUACUUUUUAGGGCACAAAUACAACACACUGACACUGUAGGCUUAUGUUAGAAAUGCUGGAAGGAGGCUAUGAAACUGGAUACAUGGUUGACAAUGUAGCAAAAUGUACCACCAUUUUAUUUACAUUCAGUAGAAAUAGCACAUCACUUUUUGGGCCACUGGAAUUUGUGGAAUUCACACUGUACUAAAUUCACAUUGUUCAAUUUAACAAGGGUUGUUUGAGGAAUGCUUUUGUAGCUACUUGCACUCAUAACACAAUAUGAUGAAAUAUACUCUAACACUUUACUCAUUUGAAAAAUAAUUAUUUUGUCACCAACUAAUAUACUUUAUUACACACACACACACACACACACACACACACACACACACGUGUUCAUGUUUACAAAGGAAAGCACUGAUGUUUUUCAAUAAAGUCUUCCAACAGAUCACCAAAAAUGACUGUUAAUUCAUGAUAAAUUGCAUUAGAAUGAUAGGUAACACUUUAUACUUUU